This is a messenger RNA of Doryrhamphus excisus (bluestripe pipefish), 8870 nucleotides long. NCBI's taxonomy places the organism in Eukaryota, Metazoa, Chordata, Actinopteri, Syngnathiformes, Syngnathidae. The record is from RefSeq and is a predicted model, not a curated record.
UUGGAUAAAGAUGGACGAAGAAUGCACACGGAUGCACGGAAAGACUUUUAAAGUCCCGCUAAUAGCAACAACAAAGGACUGGCCUCCAAAGACUGUCUCACAGCGAGGAGCAGGACAAUUGUGCUCACAGCCAAAAAUUCCUUUAAAAAAAAAAAAAACAUUGUAGCUCAUAUCGAGGAAGCAUUCUCAGGACGUGACAAGUUCCGACUUGGGUUUUUUUUUUUUUUUUUCCUGGCACUCCGUACUUAUUAUACUGAGCAAUAUACAAAACAGCAAAAGCGCAAAAACAAGAAAAAGUAACUUGCCGGAUGCUUCUUCAAACAUCCUCCAAAAGCACUCAGCUCUUAACCACCAACAGGUCCAAUGCUGUCCUGAAUUUAAGUGCAAUAUUUUUAUUUUUACAUGUUAUAUUAUUAUUAUUUGUUCAUUUAUUUGGAUAAUGUAGAACUUUAUGGGGCUUUAGCUCUGUAUUAACUUUAUUUGAUAAGAGAGAAGAGGAAACUUAGAGCUAUAAGUUUGACUUCCAGUGUAAACUCUCAUGUAUUUCAUGGAUUGCAAGCAAGCGUGUGUUGGCCACCCCUGGCAGCAGGCAGCCGGGAAUGAUUGUAAAUAUAAUUCUUUAAGAAAAGUAUGUGAUAUCACAUUAAAAAAAAGCAAAAAAUAAACCACAGUAUGUUUCCACUGGCUGUGAAAGUGGGAUUCAGCUGUAUUUCUGUACAUAAAAGAGACUCCAGACUAUUAUAAGAUGACAUGUACGGUAAUGUUGAGACAUAACAAAAGGAAAAUAGACCAAGCUCCUUUUCUGGUUAUACAUACAAUACAUUGUACUGCUUGUAAGGAGUCUUUUCCUGAAUGCGUUUUGAUCAUUUUCACUGUUUACAAGUCGACAUGCAUCUUCUACAAUAGCAACGUGAAAACAGUAGAUUGCAUCUGGUGUCCAAUGCUAAUGAUAAAUAAAACCAUCAGCUGAACAAGUCCAUGAGUGUGUGUGUGUGUGUUGUCCCUUUUAAAGACAUUAGCAUACCACAUAAUGGGAAUAAAUGUCAUCAAAUGGGAUUUAUUAUUUCAAGCUCUCUUUUUGAAGGGUUUAAUGAUUUCUACAAUCAAAUUCUUCAGCGAUUUUUACCUGGCAACCUUCUCACACUAAGAUAGUACACCCAUGCACUCUGACUGACACAAGUUGGAGCCAGUUAAAUGCCAGCACAUGAUCACAUCCUGAACCAAUCAGGGAGGAGUACACUCCCCUGUGUGGGUGUGACUCAAGCAGGUAUUAGCUUAGCCACUUCCUAGUUUAAGGCAGUCUGGUGGUGUACUCGGGACAUUUUCUACUCAAUACUUUCGCUAAAAGAUUUAAAUGACAGAAAAGUGUGUCUGACUUCAUCUAUAUUAAUGGUUUAGUUUGACGUAUCCAAAACAUAUCUUUAGUCUUUUUUCGCCGCUUAGCCAGCUAGCAAGUCAUGUUAGCCACUUAUAGUGUGGUUAGCCACAAAUAGUGUUUCUACAUUUAUAGAUACCUUAAACAGAAACAUACUAAAUCUAAAUCUAUAUUAUUAAUGUUGAUAUAUUAGUUUGAUGUACCAAAACAUAUGUUUAACCUUUUUCAGAUGUUUUAAAGCCACUUAAAGGUAAGCUUGUAGCCACUAGCUAGCUCGUCAUUGGCAACAAUUUAGCUGUGUAUCAGUUUAAUUUGAGUUUCUCAUAAUUUAUUACUUUUUCUACCUUAGUACAUGUUCAUUUUCUGUCUCAGUCCACAGUGGGACUCUUGGAUGCUCCAGAAUGGUAAGAUCUUUUUACCACCUUAUCGAGACUAAAUGAGAUAUUGGAAGUUGAAUAUUUGAGGGAAAGUAUAUGAAUUGUAUUUAAUGUAAAUCCGAUGAGGCAUGGUGAUGGUGAAGAUGGUUCCUGUGGUGACGUGGCCCAAUGUCCGAAGAAGAAGAGCAAUUGGGUGAAAGGUUUGGGUUUGAGUGUUUUGCUGGGGUGGAUUAGUGGAAACAGUUGGAGCUGUUUGUGCUUAAAUGGGGGGUUUGAUCAGUCUGAAGUGCUGCUGGACUCGCUAACAGCCCGCCUAAUCUUCUUUACCAUCUGUUUUGACAGACUUCUUUUUGGUUUGUUUCCUCCUCUCACCCUCACCGUAUUCUUUUUCUACCUAUUUUCGCAUGCAAGGGAAGUCCCUGUCUGAAGAUCGGGUUCCCUUUGUCCAAGUUUCCUUCCUGUGUCAACUCUCCAUCACAUAAUCUGUCAUUGUUUUGAAACGCGGCUGUCAUCGCAGCCUUUCUGUUUUCUUCUUUCCCAAAUAAGGCUGCUUCCCGAUUCCUCUGCUGUCUCUGGCUCUCGAAUGGACAUGGCCACUGUCGCGGCUCUUCGGAAUGACAUGGACUUUUAGUCUCUACUAUAUAUUUACUGCUUGUUAUGCAACAUUUUAUUGCGUUUACCCCGGCAGGAAAUCCUCUUUCCAGCAACCUUGACAGGGAUGUCGCUGUAAAAAAAAAAAAAUCAUGCGGCACUUUGUUGUAUUUAUUUAUAAGGGACUUUUAUAUGUGCAUUUGUACAGCAAAGCUGCUCGUCAUGCACACGUAAUAAAACCAUGGCCCAUAAUGGAGUGCAGGCCGUCAUCAAGGCCAAACAACUAUAGGAGAGUGAACCAUAUGAAAUCACAUCGGAAGUCAUGUAAAAAAAGUAAUCACCCACACAUUUUAGAGAGAAUAAUUGUAUCGUUUUACAUGCAGAAUAUAAUGCAAAGUCGUCCCUCGUUUAUCACGGUUGACUGGUUCCAGGUCUGAUUGGAUUCAAUAUUAAUAAAUAGAAACUUUUGGAGUUAGAGCAUAGAAAAGAUGUUUAUGACUUUCUUAAAUACGGUUUUUACUAUUACAGCCCUCUAGACAUGGAAUAACACCACUAGAGUCGUAAUAGAUCAUAUUCAACCACAAGAACAGUGAUCAUUUAUUCAUCGAUCCGUUUUUGAAAAAACAGUAAGACUGUUGAUGCAAACAUCCCAUAAAUCCCGGCCUUUGGUCCCAUGGCGGGUUAUUUAGCAGUUGCAUUCAAUAACAAAUGUACGGAGAGUCAUCAGUGAGUCAGCAAUGCAUGGUGUGCUGUGUUUGGGCACAGUACAGGCAAACAGACAAGUUUGUUACGUGCAGUAAUAUACACGAAACAAAGGUACAAACACCAAGGUUUGAUUGUAAGAAAAACAAGUUUAGUGGAACCUCAGUUAGCAUGUUUUUUUAGCUAACAAGUACAUUUUUGUGUAUGCGUCUUGUCAUGUUAUUAAUACACUGCAUGAGUGCAAGCAACUGUGAUCUUAAUAUAUUUUUAUCACAAAAUGUCCAUGUUGGCCUAUGUUCAUGUUUCCAGUUCCACAUGGAAACAUUGGAACUUGAAGAGGUGGCUGGAGAUCGGGAAGUCUGGAAUUCCCUACUGAGACUGCCGGAAGAGAAUAGAUGGAUGGAGACACGGAAAGAGAGAAUAAUGCAUGGAUCGGCAAAGGAAAUCCAGCAAAUGUCGCCGCAAUAUUUAAGAAACAGUCAAUCGGUCCCAUGCAUUCCCUUGUCUCCAACCCAACUGUGUCCUAUGGCCUGUGUUUGUCCGCUGAUGUCUUCCAGAGAUCCAUCACAGCCAUUCCUUUCUCUAGCUUGACACGAUCUCUGGUGACACCACUACGACCUACGCUGUCAAUGGGAACAUAAGUCCUACAUGAGCAAGCACUUGGUCACGGCGAUGAGGAAAGCUCCCUGACUCUGGAAGAGCAAGCGAUAAGAUGGCCAUCAUCAUCGACGGGCGGCUUUAAUUGAAGCAGGAUGACAUGCAGCAUGGCCUCGAAGAUUGACGGCCGCUUUGGAGUUUUUUUUAUGGCUCAUGAAUGAAUGAACAAAUCACAUCAAAUUCAUCUUCAUCCAUCUCAGUUCCACAGAGUCCUUCAGAGAUGCGGCCAGGAGUCCAGGCUCAGAGGAGGCGGAGUCAUGAGUGCGCCAGAGGCACCCAAUCCCGGCAAGGAGCAAGGGAGCGACGGGAGCAACGGCAAGCCUUCAACAUCAGCCGCCACCAGUAAGGACGCCAACUCCCCUCCCGUCACGAUAAAGAAGGAGCCGGGCACCGUGGAGACCAGCAACGGCAGCGUCUGUGAUGCCACCAACCCGGCGGAGAUUUGCGUCGUCAUCGGAGGGAGCGACCCCAAAGGCAGCGGAGGCGGAUCUCGUAGAACUCAGACGGAGGGUAUGUUCGCCCUUGGCACACCACCUCCAACGAAGAGCACAGACUCAUGCAUAGGUUCCUACAUAUGCGGAGUCUGUGGGAAGAAGUACAAGUACUACAACUGCUUUCAGACACAUGUCAGGGCACACAGAGAAUCUGAAGGCAUGGUUGCGGAUCUACAACCAGCGCCUAACAGUAGCUUCCGUUACUCCUGUGACAUCUGCGGCAAGAAGUAUAAAUACUACAGCUGCUUUCAGGAACACCGUGACCUGCAUGCAGUAGAUGAUCCAUAUGAGCAGGUCAUGCUGCCUGUCGACGGCCUUAAAGAAGAGGAGCCCAUUGAAGCCUACCAUAAAAUUGGACCAAAAACGGGUAGCUUUGUUUGCGAGUUCUGUGGGAAGCAGUACAAAUACUUCAACCCAUACCAGGAACAUGUUGCCCUUCACACACCGAUGAGCUCUUUUGAUCUGAAGACGUCACGGGUGCAGGAGUGCGGCAGCUUGGACAUGAGUAAGUUUGGCCACAGCCAAACUGAGAGGAUAAAAAACAGUCACUUCAGACGGAAAGUGGAGAAUGCAUUACAGUCGAGUCUGGUGGACACAAACAGCUCACAGAAUUCAAGCGGAACUCCGAGCCCUCUGGUGGCCACUUCCUUCCCUACACCUCAGAAACCCUACACUUGUGGUGCCUGUGGCAUCCAGUUCCAGUUCUACAACAACCUGCUGGAGCACAUGCAGUCCCACGCUGCCGACAACGAGAACCACACCAAAGGUGACUCUCCAAAAAUCUCCUCAGCCUCGGGUCCACAAGAGCAGCUGUGGAGAGUGUCCCCGGCCCAGGCCGCCCACCCCUCAGUCAAACUGCAGAUCCAACCUCAAAGUGUCGCCCAGAGAAACCACAGUAUCAGCCAGAACAAUGGCCUACCUGAGAAGGAGCGACUACAGGUGGCCGAGCGUCUCUUACGGGUAAUGUGCUCCGAUCUCAGCAUGCUCAACGUGCUGAACAGCAAGGACUUCCUCAAGCUGGCACAAACGCUGGUGGACACGGGAGCCCGUCACGGAGCCUACUCCACCCGCGAUGCCCUCGGCAACAUGAGUGCCUUGGCGCUGCGCCAGCUGCCUCGCAUGUACAACCAAGUCAAAGUCAAGGUCACGUGCGCCCUCGGCUCCAACGCCUCGCUGGGCAUCGCCGUCACGUGCCACUCUCAGACGUCGGGCCCGGAUGCCUGCUAUGUUCUCACAGCCUAUCAGGUGGAGGGCUCCAGACUGAAACGCUACGUUCUUGGCGUGAGGGAGGCGGAGCUGAGGGAGGGACCCGAGCAGAUCCACCACUGGGUCCAGAAUGUCCUGUCUGAGUUUGUCAUGUCAGACAUUCGCACUGUGUAUGUGGCAGAGCCCCGGGUAUGGGCUGCUGGAUUUGGGGCUUCCCCGCUUGGGGGCGGCGGACGUGGGCGGAUCUGCUUGCGCUGCGCAGGGUGCUCGCUCGGUGCCGUUGUCCAGGCUGUGCUGGGGAAGCGUAGCCUCCAGGCUCGAGGGCUGCACGAGCUGGCCGAGCUGCUCUCCACGUGCAGAGACAUCUCCUCCUCCACGACGCUGGCUCUCAGGGAGGAGCAGUACACCAACACCUCCUCAAGUUCCACAGAGGACGGCGCGCAGGGAAGCCCCUCCCAGUGCCCCACCCCUCCCUGCUGGGAUCGUACUGCUGAAGCUCUCCUGCAGGUCCACUCUCACUUUGAGCAGAUCUGCGAGACUUACGGGCGCAGCAAGUCUACGGCGCCUCUUCUCCAGGGCCUCAACAAGCACUUGUUAGGAACGCUGACUUGCCUGCUGGCCCCGCUGCGACUGGCGGCACUGGAGCUGAGCAGCCAGAGGAGGCCGACCUUGCAGCAGGUGCUUCCUGUCUACCUUCGCCUGGAGAAGUUUUUCACAUCCAAAGCAGGAGAGGCUGGGACCGGCAUGGCUAGCAAACUCUGUCACUACUUCCUAGAGGCACUGAAGGAGAACUUCAAGGUGGAGCGAGCCCACCAGGUGGCAAUGGUCUUGGACCCUCAGCUAAAGCUCCGCUCAGUCCCGGCUUACCAACACGAGGACAUCAUCUCCCGAGCAUGUGAACUUGCGGCUGAAACCAAGGACGCGGGUAUAUCUGGCGCCAGUGGGUCGUGCACAGAGGAACGGGACACUGACGGCCCGCCAAUGCCUAAAAUAACCCGCGUGGAGGGCGCCGGCAACAACGGCAGCACCUCCGUGGGGACAGUGUCCACCAACGACGAGAGUCAAAGCCAAGUCCGACAGGAGAUCUUCCAGUACCUGGCAGAGCCUCUUCUCCAGGGCACCACCGAUCUCUUCCAGUACUGGAGUUCCACAGUGGGUGACAAGUUCCCCAGGCUGGCCCGCCUGGCGCUGUGGCUCCUGGCUGUGCCCGCCGUGGGCAUACGCAGCGAAUGCGUAACGGUGUGCGAGCAGAGCCUGGCGAUGAAGAGAAGGCAGCAGGUAACCGCAGAAGAGAUGAACAAACUCAUUUUCCUUCGCUCUAAUAUGGGCUAACCAACCAAACCUUGACCACCUCCCCCUUCACCCAGGGACUUUUAUUUAUAUAGGCUUAGACCGACUGUAAACUUAUAUAUGUGUAUGACAGAUGAAAAAGAUGUUUUUAGGUUGCAAGCACCUGUAACAACAAGGCUUAUCUCAUUCUGUAUUUCACACGGAGAUGUUCAGUAUAUUAGGCUCACAUUGACGACUGUCUCGCCUCAAGACUAAACCGCUUUAAAGGCUACAUGCUGUUAAGGGAUGGCCGGCAAGGGCAGUAAACCUCAAGAUUGGUGGAGCAAAUACAGUAGCUUAUACCGUAGACGACAAAAGGGUCUGAAUUUUCACUGCCUUUUGCGCAUCUUCAUUUUCAGAUUUGUGGUUAAUGGCAGCGAAAUGUGUUUUUAUUUCUCGACGACUUAUUUCUAAAGCACUUGUUGUUUUUCCUUCAAAAGGGUUCAAACACUCAUUACAAUCUUAGACUGGAUUUACACUGUGGACAAUUCCGAUACUACAGUUUUAACCUUGGUUCUAUUCCAUAAGCUCAAAUGAGACCGAAUACAUUUUUUGCACUUUUACCUUCUUUGAAGACUAGUUGGUGAACCUGGUGAUGUUUGGCGGGUGGACGGGUAGGGCGGAAGAGCCAUGCGGACGCCGUUUCACUCUCGUCUGUUAUAAACAUAACUUUAAAGCAGUGUUUUUCAACCUUUUUUGUGCCACGGUACGUGUUUUUACAUUGGAAAAAUUUAGCGGCACACCACUAACCACCUCACGUGCAUCACUAACUCUAUUGGAGGAACGAAGCAAUCAGCUACGUGUUGCCACACGGACGAAUAUUUAAUUGCUGUGCCAGUCUUUACACCAUGGACACUCGACAAUUACAUAAUAUUUGCAGAAAAUGAUAAAUAAAUGUUAACUUAAAAAAAACUAUAUUGGAUAAUUCCUGAUGAUAAUAAUAAUAAUGAUUUCUCAUGGCACACCAGUUGAAAAUAACUGCUUUAAAGAGUGAACGGUUGAAGCUUUAUACUUCGAUCCUAUACUAAGGAAAUUUAAAACUUCAUCAUCCUUACAAACACCAACUCCCCUUUCUGCUUCCUCGUCCCGUUCUUUUCUUCGUUAACGCUGCUACAUGUGCUAGCCACACGCUUGGCUCGCACAGAAAGGACACAACUGUAGUUUGGUUUUGCAAGUACUUGCAUAGCAUCGAGUGUACUUCAUAUAUUUAAACCACAAAGCAGUAUUUGCUAGUUCAUCAUGGAACAACAUACCUGCUGUCAAUUUGGACCUUACUUCAUUUGUCAGUGUAUUAUUUACCGACAAACAGCACUAACAUUAAUAUGGUAGAUCUUUACGCCGGCCCCCCUUCCCCGGUUACUCAUAGGACUACAUUUUAGUAGUCUCUAACAUCAAGCGGACGCUUUCCUUAGGCAAUAAGCGAUAUCGUGGCACACAGGGCACACAACCGAAUCCACCCAAUCUACUGUUGUAAUCGUUCACCGUUUUUUGCCCACCUCAAUCCCCUCGCCCCAACUGUGACUUCCACCAGCAAAAUGCAGCUUGGCAUUUGCAACAAACAAAAACGGCUUGUUUUCUCUGGUGUUUUAAUCUCCAGUUUGUGUUUUGCAGGCUAAUACCUCCUGAAUGAUACAUUUGGUUCCGAUGGCCUUAUGUCAUUUAUCUUGUCGUGUGAAACCCAACAAACCAACGUGGAAAAAACAUGCCUUCAUUUUUGAUCAUGCAUUGCCUUUUUUUGUCAACAACCUCAAUUCUUUGUUGCUCUGCUGUUUUCAAAGCAAGGUAUCACUUCUUCAACAACGCCCUCUCGUGGUCAAAGGCAAGACCUGCAACACGGACAAAUCUUUUGACCUGAUAAGUGCUUCUUUUCUCCCUCAUGGAUGACGUGGUGUUUAUCAAUUCGAUACUAACCUGCAAUUGUCUUUCAUUUUAACAUUGGAGCAGGCCAGGGGUGAUGCUCAAAAAUAUUUGGACAGUAAAAAAAAUACCUGUAUUUUAUUGACUUUACACCACGCAUCCAUACAUCCAUUCUUUGUAAUAUUCAUGAAUGUUUUAUUUAGAUAUUUUUUAAACAUGUAGGUUACUAAAAAAUACACUGAUUUCUACCAUGCAAUAUUUGAAUAUAUAUCUAUUUUUUAA